Messenger RNA from Fundulus heteroclitus (mummichog), 1553 nucleotides. RefSeq names its product transmembrane protein 236. The transcript is spliced from 4 exons. The coding region runs from base 226 to 1431 and encodes 401 amino acids. The record is from RefSeq and is a predicted model, not a curated record. NCBI's taxonomy places the organism in Eukaryota, Metazoa, Chordata, Actinopteri, Cyprinodontiformes, Fundulidae.
GCCAGUCACAUCACCAUCACUCUGGCGGUACACAAUGCCUAGUGCAGUGUAAGCAGUUGGUAGAGCAGAGAGCUCAGACUGCGAUGUGUGGAAAAUGCUAGUGGAGGCAGACAAUGCCGCAGUCCGAGGCCUGACCAGCCCUCGGAGGGGCAGGGGUCGCCUCACUGCGCCGACAGCCCCCCGCCGUCUCCCUCCUUUGCUCCUCUUAUUGCGACCUGUCACAGGAUGGGAUCGGGGAGCACAAUAAAGUUCGCCCUCUGCGAGGUGCUGCAGUUCGCGGGCCUGUGCGUGCCGCUCUUCAUCGUGAUGCAGAGAUUCGCCGUCAUCGUGGCAACGGUCAAAGCGUCUGCGCAGCCCCCCGGUGACACCAGCACGGCCUACUGGCUGAUCGUGGCUUCGUCCAUCGCGUACGUCACCUCCACGGCCCUGCUGGUGUGGGUGCCCCUGAAGUACAUGGUGUUUGCGAAGAAGAAGUUCAUCGUCGGGAGGAAGAAGUGGAGGCCUGUGGCCCUGGUAUAUGUAAUCCUGUCCACGUUACCCUGCUUUGCCUUUCUCAUCGCCAGCUCAGAGGUUCAGAUAAACAACAAACUGAAACACGACACGUUUACGGAGCUCCCCGUGUCUUUGGUCUUCUUCUCCUUAAUCUGCCUUGAUGUCAUGGAGAGGAUCCGGCACUGCAGACUGACCGGACAGGCCAAUGAAAUGAGAAGAAAUGCUGAAAUCCCCUCUACUGUCCUAACUCACGUGGAACCACUAACACCAGCCUCCCCAGUUGCUCCGGCCGUGUCAGGACCAGGUGUGUCAGGGCGAGCCAUGUCGGGGUCAGCUGUGCCCGGCCCAUCUACGUCUCGGCCACCUAUGCACGGGCAAGCUGCGCCCAAUACUCUUCAGCCCGGAGCAAGUCAUCUGAACGACAGAAACCACUCCAGAGCAGGAAUGCGUGCAGAGACCAACGGAGCAGUUCCCCGAGUACCGGAGACCUCUGAACUAAACUCACCAAUAAUGAGCGGUCCAGCUUAUUAUGUAUCUCCAUACACCAACACGGGUCCUCUGAGGUUCCUGUGUGUCAGUGACGCCCGGGCAGACGUGUUUGUGGACAGCUUUAUGUUCUGGAUGGAUACGGUGGAGAUGGUGAGGGUGGCAGGACAUCCUUUGGUCUACUACUCCGGCUGGGUCUUUCCCAUCUACAUCUUCAGCUUUGUGUCCUGCCUGCGUGUGGUGGUCAUGCCCAAUACCCCUCUUCUCUCUUCUUUAGGGGUCGCUCUGCAGGACUUACCCUUCUUCUUUGUCCGCGUCGGUCUCAUAGCAAUCUUCGGCUUCGUCACACCCGUCCUCUAUCUGAUGAAGAAUCUGUUGGUUUGUCUGGCAUUUGUCUACUUUAACUUCAUGACCAAACUCAGAGUAUUUAACACAGAGAGGAUGUUCUUUUGAUACCACCAAUGCAAAUACCACCAAGAUCGAUUUGGUCCACCAGCACGGGCGGCUGAAGCUGAUGGAUGAUUUUAGUUUUUAAUUAGGGCAAAAUUAUUACGGAAACGUUAAAAUCCUACAAU